AUGAUCAUGGACGUGCAGUUCCCCAUGUUUGCCAACAUGCUGGGUGAGUUGCUCUCCUUUCUUAUUGUUCUCUAUCACUAUGUGACCAUCAGCUACCCCAAGAAGCAGGAAUGA
Molecule: messenger RNA, 114 nt
Organism: Orycteropus afer afer
Lineage: Eukaryota; Metazoa; Chordata; Mammalia; Tubulidentata; Orycteropodidae
Source: RefSeq, a predicted model, not a curated record